CAUAUCAAAUGAUACUUUCAUGAUACCUUCGAUCUCAAGUCGCAACCUAUUGAGCGUCGCAUAGUCGCUUCAUUAGCAGCGCAGAGCCGUAGGUAGAAGCCAUGGCUCCAGUCAUCGCUAACGCAAAUCUACCACCUACUCCUAAAAUCAAACGACCACCACCUCCAGGCAUCCAGACAAAUGGAGUCUCAUCAUCUCAAUCUUCGCCAUCUCCGAAUAUGUCGGCCAAGCGCCCUCCGCCCGCUAUAGCCAAACAGCAGCACCAACAAUCGCAGCAUGCAUCUAACUCCGCUAUUACGAACGGCGCCAACGGAACUUCUCAUCGGCCCAGUAUAGCCCGUUCUAGACGCGACACUGCUAAUCAAGGCCCGGGUCGUAAUCAGAGAAAUAACGCUUCUCUAAGAUCUGCCACUCUGGCGCCCGACACAUCGUUGCAUCAGUCUUUUGAGCCACGUCCAGCUGUGUUAACCGAUUCUUAUAUCCUCACGAAAUAUGCCGGCCAGCCCCCAUCACUUAUCGUGCAUCUUCAUCCCACUCAUUUCCGAUUUGAUCAGCAAGAUAGCGUCUUCCCGUACAAGUCUCCGAUGAAACUAUUUCUCGAUCACGUCAGAACUCGCACAGUACCCCACGAUAUACUGCCGGAUCUCAACAGCGGCGGUGUUGCCUUCUAUGAGGGCUGCUUAAUCGUUCAAAUACAUGAUCACAAAACACCUGCGCAGUCGAAGGACGUCGCGCGUCCGGCCUCCAAGACAAAUGCGGAAAAGCCAUCUUCGAUUCACAAUUACAACCCUUACAUCACGCCGUCCCCCUACGCUGCAUUUCCUAAGGAUAGCGCACGAAAUGGUCUUUCCGGAGGCGACGAGAAGCACGUUGAUACCGAUGCAGGCGAUAAGGAAAAUAUGCCGGCACCACCUGCUCCUGGUGAUGGAUCAAAGAGCAAAGUGCCGCCUAAGACCAAAAUCUUCACAGUUGUUCUACAUCCAACACCGCAGAGUUUACACGUGGAUUUGAUGAUCAAAGCAACAACUCCACGCAAUUCUGGAGACGUCAAGGCCGGCGCUGACUCCGGCAUGGUUCCUGCUACACCAAUGUCCGCCGUACCUCCGACCCCGACCAUAGCUGGUAUGCCACCGCCGGCUAAGAAAGUGAAACGCGAAAGGAUGGAGUUAGAUGCGAGCAACAUUUAUGCUGCAGAAGCACAGAUUUUACUAGCAACUGCCGCACCAUUACGCCUAGGAAUCCCCAAGAACAAGGAAGAGGCCAUCGCGCUCCUCGACAAAAUGGCUGACUCUCACCACUCUGAGCCGCCGCCGAAACCGAAGACUCGAAAGCGUACUGUUGCCGAAAGGGCUGCCGACGAGGCGUUGGCUGCGGAGCAAGAGAAAUACAUGCUUACAUACGAUGAACGGCGCUCAACUAGUACGGGUGGCGCUCAGGCUGGUACCGACGACAGCGACGGAAAUGGACAGUCGGGCACUACUGCUUUCGAGCCUCGCUUCGAACGAUUCAAGGUCCUUGCUGAUAUUAGGGCAGAGCAUGAGGCUAAGAAGGAACAGGAGAAGGCUCGGCAACAGGAGAACGAACGCAAGCUUCAACAACAGAAGCAAGAACAAGCUGCCUUGCAACGACAACAAGCCGAGCAACAGGAGAAGCUUCGUCGCGAUGAAGCUCAACGACAGGCCCAACUUCGGCAGCAGCAGCAGCAGCAGCAGCAACAACGACAGCAAGCCGAGCAACAGCAGCAGCAGCAGCAGCAACAGGAAGCCCAGCGCCGUGCGAUGGCCCAACAACAGCAGCAGGCCCAAGCACAGGCCCAGGCUCAAGCACAGGCUCAAGCUCAAGCUCAAGCCCAGGCUGCUCAAUCACCGCAGAAUACCCAGAUGAAUCAAAUGCCACAGGCAUCUCAUGGACACCCGGCACAGAACGGGAUGCCGAAUGGUGUUAUGCCGGCCCAAGCAGCUCACAGGUUCCCACAGCAGGUGUCACAGCCCCCCGUCUCGUCGCCCGUCGUUCGCCAGAACACCCCACAGAAUAUGUCAAGCCCUAUGGUUGGCAACGUGCCUAUGCAGCAAACAAACUCGGGCAUGGGGGCAAGCCCCCCAAGAUCAUCUUCUGUGGUUCAAGCUCAUGGACCUAUGGCCGCUCCUAUGGCCGUCAGCAUGUCCGCUAGGGGUAGCCAACAAAGCCAUCCUUCAAACACACCUCGUAUGCCGAGCGCGACGCCGCAGAUGCCACAUGGUACUCCGAUUAACCGACCGAUGCCGACUCCCCGAAUGACUCAAGCGAGUCCCCCGCCAGGCAUGAUAGCCCAAAACUCCCACAUGGGUCAGCUGAUGAUGGGUAAUCAGACUAUGGGUUCGAAUCAGUUAAUGGCUGCUCAUAUUGCCCAGCAGCAGCGUCAACACAUCGCGCAACAACAGCAAAUCCAGGCCAUGCAGAAUGCGAGUAUGAUGAACAGACAGAACCCUCAGCUUCAUAACCAGAUGCUCCAGCAACAGAUGCUACAGAGGCAGAUGAUGAACAUGAACAACGUGCCAAAUUCUAACAUGAUGACUGCCGCUCAGCAAGCUCAGAUUGCGCAGCGCUAUCAGCAGCAACUUAACAGCAUGCAGCAGCAGCACCAACAGCAGCAGCAGCAACAACAUCAGAUGCAAGGACAGAUGCCUAACCAGCAGAUGGGCAACCAAAAUUUCAUGGGUGCUGCUAACGGCAUGAAUCCUGCGCAAAUGGCAGCUUUACAGCAGCAGAUGCAACAUCAACUACAGCAGGGUCAACAGUCGGGCCAACCUAACCCGUUGGCCUUGCAAAUCCGGUCUAGGCAACAGCAUUUCUACCGGCAAAACAUAUCGCAAUUUGCGGAGCGAUUUGGAGGAAUUCCAAAUCUCCCAGCGGACAUCCAUGACCAGUUCAAACAGAACUGUUUUAAGAAGGCACAAGAAUCAGUGCAAAGAGAAAUCAUUCAACGGCGGCAAAUGGCACAGAAUAUACAGAACGGGAUGCACCAAGGCAUGCAAAACGGGAUGAACGGCAUGAACGGCAUGAUGCAGCAGGGCAUGUAAGACGGCCAUCAAAUUAUUUGGGUCGCCACAAAACAUUAUCCUUAAAUGGAUUGUACAAACAUUUACACUCGAGCCAAGGCGCAUACGGUC
Messenger RNA from Annulohypoxylon maeteangense, 3149 nucleotides. RefSeq names its product Spt20 family-domain-containing protein. Gene Ontology annotation, molecular function: nuclear receptor activity; transcription cis-regulatory region binding. The record is from RefSeq and is a predicted model, not a curated record. Lineage: Eukaryota; Fungi; Ascomycota; Sordariomycetes; Xylariales; Hypoxylaceae. The transcript is spliced from 2 exons. Bases 102 to 3059 code for a protein of 985 amino acids. Gene Ontology annotation, biological process: regulation of transcription by RNA polymerase II. Gene Ontology annotation, cellular component: aryl hydrocarbon receptor complex; nucleus.